CAUCACAGUGGAGCGCCUGGUUUGGACAUCCUCAUCUGGGUCAACUAAAAAAAGAAAGCAUGCAAGACGACAGCCUAGAAGCUUCUACUUCCAUAUCUCAGCUUCUAAGAGAGAGCUAUUUAGCUGAAACUAGACAUCAGGGAAAUAAUGAGAGGAGUCGAGCAGAGCCUUCCCCCAACCCUUUCCACUUUGGCAGUCCUUCUGGAGCUGCUGAAGGUGGAGGAGGCCAUGAUGACCUUCCAGACCUUUCAGCUUUUCUGAGCCAAGAAGAAUUGGAUGAAAGUGUCAAUCUGGCAAGACUGGCAAUCAGUUAUGACUCUUUGGAGAGAGCAGAUGAAGCUCAAGCUAGAAAACGUUUUUCUUCUGACCAGAUGAAACACUCACCUAAAUCAAGUUUUGACCCUAACUUCUGCCAGGAUAACUCUCAAAGUUCUACCAACUCUAAAGAAAGCCUCCAGGAGGCAAAACGGCCACAGUAUACUUCUGAAACCCAGUCCAAAAAAGUUUUCUUAAAUAAGGCUGCCGACUUCAUUGAAGAGCUGUCAUCCCUUUUCAAAGCCCAUAGCUCCAAAAAGAUUAGACCUCGUGCCUGCAAAAACCACAAGAGUAAACUGGAAUCUCAAAACAAAGUUAUGCAGGAAAACAGCGCCAGUUUCUCAGAGCUAUCAGAAAGAAGAGAAAGGUCUUCUGUUCCCAUCCCUAUCCCUACGGAUACCAGGGAUAAUGAAGUGAAUCAUGCCCUUGAACAGCAGGAAGCCAAGAGGCGCGAGGCUGAGCAGGCUGCCAGUGAGGCAGCCGGUGGAGACACCUCGCCAGGGUCUUCUCCUUCAUCUCUGUACUACGAAGAACCUCUGGGGCAACCUCCCCGGUUCACUCAAAAGUUACGAAGCAGAGAAGUUCCAGAAGGAACCAGAGUACAGUUGGAUUGCAUAGUGGUAGGAAUUCCACCACCUCAAGUAAGGUGGUACUGUGAAGGCAAGGAGCUUGAAAAUUCCCCAGACAUUCAUAUUGUCCAGGCAGGAAAUCUGCACUCACUGACCAUUGCUGAAGCCUUUGAAGAGGACACAGGACGCUAUUCCUGCUUUGCUUCUAACAUCUAUGGGACAGAUUCAACUUCUGCUGAGAUUUACAUAGAAGGGGUUUCUUCUUCUGACUCAGAAGGGGACCCUAAUAAGGACGAGAUGAAUCGAAUCCAGAAGCCAAAAGAGGUGUCAUCCCCUCCCACUACUUCUGCAGCCAUUCCUUCAGCAGCACCCCAAGCCCAGCAUGUGGUGGCCCAUCCCAGUGUGUCAACCAUCCAGCAGAGUCAGAGCCCUACCAACUAUCUGCAAGGAUUGGAUGGAAAACCUAUCAUUGCAGCUCCUGUGUUUACAAAGAUGUUACAGAAUUUAUCAGCCUCUGAGGGUCAGCUGGUUGUCUUUGAAUGCAGAGUAAAAGGAGCUCCAUCUCCUAAAGUUGAGUGGUAUAGAGAAGGGACCUUGAUAGAAGAUUCCCCAGAUUUUAGAAUUUUACAGAAAAAACCUCGGUCCAUGGCAGAGCCAGAAGAGAUUUGUACUUUGGUCAUUGCGGAGGUAUUUGCAGAAGAUUCUGGGUGCUUCACAUGUACUGCAAGCAACAAAUAUGGCACCGUGUCAAGCAUUGCACAGCUCGAUGUAAGAGGAAAUGAAGACCUCAGAAAUAAUGGAUCUCUUCACUCAGCCAACUCCACCACCAACCUAGCUAUUACUGAGCAACAGCCAACCCCACCGAACCCAGAGCCUCCUUCUAUGGAACCCCCUAAACCCAAACUGGAAGGGGUUCUGGUAAACCACAACGAGCCCCGGUCCAGCUCAAGGAUUGGGCUCCGUGUGCACUUCAAUCUGCCUGAAGAUGACAAAGGAAGUGAAGCAUCCUCUGAGGGUGGAAUGGUGACCACCAACCAGACCAGGCCUGAUUCUUUCCUGGAGAGAUUCAAUGGACAGUCAGCAAAAAUCCCUGAGCCUUCCUCACCCAUCAAAGAGCCACCUCCAGUUCUGGCCAAACCCAAACUUGACUCCAGCCAGCUACAACAGCUUCACCACCAAGUCUUACUGGAACAACAGCAGCUGCACAACCCAUCUCCUUCAUCUCCUAAGGAGUUUCCUUUCAACAUGAGUGUUUUGAACUCAACUGCUGCCCCAGCAGUGGCAAUGUCUAGCAAGCAAGUGAAGGCCCCUUCAUCACAGACAUUCAGCUUGGCCCGGCCAAAGCAUUUCUUCCCCUCCACGAGUACCACUGCAGCAACUGUGUCCCCUUCCAGCUCGCCAGUGUUCACCCUGAGCAACACUCCUCAAGCCAUGCAGAGGACAAUGAGCAAAGAAAGUCUCUUAAUUUCUCAUCCCUCUGCACAAACCAAAUCUCUAGGAGGGGUUUCCAUCCAAAAUGAGCCACCCCCUCCAGGUCCCAUAGAGCCAGCACAACCACCACUCACAUUUUCCAUCUCCAGCGGAAACCAGUUUCAGCCCCGCUGUGUGUCUCCAACUCCUGUCUCUCCCACCGGCCGGAUUCAGAACCCAGUGGCUUUCCUCAGCUCCGUUCUGCCUUCUCUCCCUGCCAUCCCACCCACCAAUGCCAUGGGGCUGCCGAGAAGUGCACCAUCUGUGCCAUCCCAGGGACUAAUGAAGAAAAAUACAAAGUCUUCCCAACCAGUAAAUGAUGAUUACAUUCGUGAAACUAAGAAUGCAGUGAUUCUAGAUUUGGGGAAAAAGAUGAAUUUCAGCGAUGUCAGAUCAAACCAGCAGGAGUACAAAAUUUCAAGCUUUGAGCAGAGGCUGAUGAAUGAAAUAGAGUUUCGCUUGGAACGUACCCCUGUUGAUGAAUCAGACGAUGAAAUCCAACAUGACGAGAUCCCCACGGGCAAGUGUAUUGCUCCCAUCUUUGACAAAAGACUCAAGCACUUCCGGGUUACAGAAGGCUCUCCAGUCACAUUCACCUGCAAAAUUGUUGGGAUACCUGUUCCAAAGGUUUACUGGUUCAAAGAUGGAAAGCAGAUUUCAAAGAGAAAUGAGCGCUGCAAAAUGAGGCGAGAAGGAGAUGGGACAUGUUCUCUGCACAUCGACGCCACAACCAGUGAUGAUGAUGGCAACUACACCAUCAUGGCUGCCAACCCCCAGGGGAGAAUCAGCUGUUCUGGCCACUUGAUGGUACAAGGUUUGCCCAUUCGCAGUCGACUAACAGCUGCUGGUCCGUCUCACAGAGGAAGGUCCCGAGUGCAAGAAAGAGACAAAGAGCCCCUCCAGGAACGCUUUUUCCGACCACACUUCCUGCAGGCUCCUGGGGAUAUGGUAGCUCACGAGGGGCGCCUCUGUCGCCUGGAUUGUAAGGUGAGUGGCUUACCGCCCCCGGAGCUGACGUGGCUGCUCAAUGGCCAGCCUGUGCUGCCAGACGCCUCCCACAAGAUGCUGGUCAGGGAGACCGGAGUCCACUCUCUGCUCAUUGACCCACUCACUCAACGUGAUGCGGGGACCUACACCUGCGUUGCUACCAACAAAACCGGGCAGAAUUCCUUUAGUCUGGAGCUCACUGUAGUAGCCAAAGAAGUGAAGAAAGCGCCUGUGAUCCUGGAGAAACUGCAGAACAGUGGAGUUCCCGAAGGCCACCCAGUGAGACUGGAGUGCAGGGUGAUAGGCAUGCCUCCGCCCGUGUUCUACUGGAAGAAGGACAACGAGACCAUCCCUUUCACCAGAGAGAGGAUCAGCAUGCACCAGGACACAACUGGGUAUGUCUGCCUCCUUAUUCAGCCAGCAAAGAAAUCAGAUGCUGGAUGGUACACAUUGUCAGCCAAGAAUGAAGCCGGCAUCGUGUCGUGCACUGCCAGGUUGGAUAUAUAUGCUCAGUGGCACCACCAGAUCCCACCCCCCAUGUCCCUCCGGCCCAGUGGCAGUCGCUACGGAUCUCUCACCAGUAAAGGACUUGACAUCUUCUCUGCUUUCUCCUCCAUGGAAAGCACAAUGGUGUAUUCAUGCUCUUCUCGGAGUGUAGUGGAGAGUGAUGAACUUUAAAAAUGUCUGGGUGCCUGCUGUGCAAGGGGGCGGACUGUGGAGGGGGAAGGAGGACGAGCCAGGUACCAUAGUUUCCAAGCAGCUGGAUUUGAGUACGUUCCCACACUGCUGGACCUGUGGCAAGGAGUGCUUUGCGUAAGUCAGCUGGGGACUCUUGCAGUCUCAGCAGGAGGAGAGAUGUAGGGCUGUGCCUUUUAAAGAUUCCAACAAAAAUGUGAGAAGACGAUAUAGAUGAACCAAAUGUCAUGCAGGUGACAUCGACUGCUUUGGGGAAAAGCUAGCAUGCUCCCCUGCCCCCUGCUGUGUUAGGGGUGUUUAGGCCACACUAGGAGCAAUUAGGGGCCAGGUGCUUGGGUUGAGAGGAGUUAGAUAGUAAUGACCUUAGGUAUCACUAACUCACCAAACAGUGCAAAGGAAAAUGCAGGGUGGGGAGUAGAGGAGGUCUCCAUCACAUUUCACUGAUGAUUACAGCCAUAGCAAUAGUCUUGGUAGAUUCAUUAAAUCAGCUUCUACUUAGCACUAGGAGAGCAUGCCAUAAACUCACGUAUGUGGAGAAGCACUUUUGAUUUGCUAAUCCUGGGUGUACUGAGCCACAUAAAAAGUAUCCAAAUGUCUUUGAGAUAACAAAAAAAAAAAAUCACUGAAACAAUAUUGCACAGUGUACUUAUUCUAUAGCCAAAACAGGGCCCCACUAGCCUGUCUGCACCAUUUUCUUUUGGAUACAAUGGUGAGUGGUUUUUCUUUGUCUAUCCCUAGAUUCUAGAACUAUAGGAUUGUUAAUAAACCAACCAGAAAGAAAUUUUCUGCAGGGUCACUUUUAAAACUAUUAGUUUCAAUUGCCAUUUGCAAAACACUCAGUCAUCAUCAUCCUCUACCCACAGAAUAUUGACUCUCCCACUCCUCCCCUCUCCCCAGAAGUCUGGAAGUAUAUGAGGCAGUGAGGAAGGAAGAGAUGCAAACAUGGAAAGGAAGUGAUGGGAGGGUGUUUUGUUUCGUUUUGUUUUGUUUUUUCAUUUACCCGAGCAAAGCAGUGGUUGUGGAAGGAGAGAUCUUUAAUCGUUGUGAAAUGCUUGGAGAUCAUUAGUCAAAUUGCAUUUUCUAUACAGAAAAUAUUAUGCUAACUGAGAAGGUGGGAGAAAGAGGGAAUGUGCACCUUUAUUCUAACCCACCCAUUCAAAACCUCCCUCUCCACUUAAGGAGUUUUUAGACUUAAGUUCACUGUGCUAUCCCAGUGCCUGGAAGAGUGCUUAGCACAAAGUAGACAUUCAAUAAAUAUUUGUUGGAUAAAUGAAUCUUACAUUAAAGAAAUCUACAAUGCAUGCACCAGUCAAAAAUUUGCCCUAGGAAUGGUCAGCACAGCACAGUGAGCUCCAGAUUUACCAGGGAAAUGAAUUGCAAAGUCUGUAACCAACUCCCUGUGCCCAAGUCUCUGGGGUUCUCUGAGCCAGGCACCCUCAGGUGGCAUCUUACUCAAGUGAACAAAUAGUAAUUGCUUAGAAAGGCUUAAAAUGUUCCCCACUUCAAGGCAAGGAUUUCCAGGAUAAAAAUAAAUGCAUUCACUCAAAAAAUCACUUGUGUGUCUACUCUGUAUAAGAUGCUACACUACAGUCUGUGGGCCAUAGGCAGAUUAAGACACAGUCCCUGCCUGCAGGGAGCUUACA
Messenger RNA from Camelus dromedarius (Arabian camel), 5680 nucleotides. RefSeq names its product myopalladin (gene MYPN). Bases 60 to 4019 code for a protein of 1319 amino acids. The record is from RefSeq and is a predicted model, not a curated record. Lineage: Eukaryota; Metazoa; Chordata; Mammalia; Artiodactyla; Camelidae. The transcript has 20 exons.